GAGGCGCCGCGGUGCCAAGCGGCUCCCGCGCUCUGCGGCGGGCAGCGCGGUCCAGCGGCGUCCGGCCGCGCCUCCCGCCGCCGGCUCUGCGCCGCCUCCGUCUCCGCCCCACGUCCCCCGCGCUCUCAGGCUGCGGAGGCCCGCGCGCCCACACGCCCGCCCAGCAUGUCUGCGCUCGAGUGGUUCGCGCACAAGUCUCUGGGCGAUGGCGUCUUCUGGAUCCAAGAGCGCUUCUAUGAGUCGGGCAACCGCGCCAACAUCUGGCUGGUGCGCGGCUCCGAGCAGGACGUGGUGAUCGACACGGGCCUGGGGCUGCGCAGCCUGCCCGAGUACCUGUACUCCUCCGGCCUCCUGCAGGACCGCAGCGCCAGGGAGGAGGAGGAGGAGGCGGCGGCGGCCGGCCGGCCCCUGCUGGCCGUGGCCACCCACGUGCACUUCGACCACUCGGGCGGCCUCUACCAGUUCGACCGGGUGGCGGUGCACCACGCCGAGGCCGAGGCGCUGGCUCGCGGGGACAACUUUGAGACGGUGACCUGGCUCUCCGACAGCGAGGUGGUGCGGGCGCCCAGCCCCGGCUGGCGGGCCAGGCAGUUCCGCGUGCAGGCGGUGCAGCCCACGCUCAUCCUGCAAGAUGGAGAUGUGAUCGACCUCGGUGACAGACAGCUCACGGUCAUGCACAUGCCAGGCCACUCCAGGGGCAGCAUCUGCCUACACGACAGAGACCGCAAGAUCCUCUUCAGCGGAGACGUCGUGUACGAUGGGUCGCUGAUUGACUGGCUGCCCUACAGCAGGAUAAGCGACUACGUCGGCACCUGUGAGCGCCUGAUAGAGUUAGUGGACAGAGGCCUGGUGGAGAAGGUGCUCCCUGGGCACUUCAACACCUUCGGUGCCGAGAGGCUUUUCCGAUUGGCUUCCAACUACAUCUCGAAAGCUGGCCUCUGUCACAAAGUCUCUACCUUUGCCAUGCGGUCUCUUGCUAGUUUAGCCCUCCGUGUAACUAAUUCCAGGACCUCACCCUAGUAUCCGUAGCAGUCUGCUUUGAUUAACUACAUCAAUGAAUGCAACUCAUUUUGUGCUGUUUAGAAUGAGCAUUUCGACAAGUGCUUUUACACCAUUAUUGUAUGUUAGAGGGGUGAAAAAAAAAAAAGGAUUGAGAGUGAAUAAGCCAAAAAUGGAAAUUUAAAAAUUUUUUUCUUUCUUUAAGGGCAGAAGCCACUUACAUAAACUUUAUAAUUUGCCAAGGCCAUCACCUUGUGAUAUUUACUUUAGGAACGACAUAGAAUUCAUGGGGGAAGCCAGGAGGCAGUUUGCAGCAAGGAAAGAACUGCCCUCUUCUGUUUGUCUUAUUCUACUUCCUAGAUGGCCUAGGAAGAAAGACGUGUGGAGCUUUAUCUUCACACUCCAAACUCGGUACAGUCAGUGUUUCAUUCAGAGAUAAAGGUUCUUGGGUUCAAAAUGCAUUAGAACUCAGUGCAACAGAUGAAUUCUCAUUUAGAAUGAGAGCUAACAAGUUGCAGUGUUACGGUCCUGAAUUUUUUAUGCUACCUUUUAUUUAUUUAUUCUUUAUUUAAUUAUAGCAUUCAUUAUAUGGCGUGUAAUUUAACUUUUGAGAAGUGCAAUGAAUCUUGUUUUAUCACAAAGCUUUAAAUAUAAAUUAUAGAAUGCUUCAGUCAAAAGCUAAUAUAUAUUGUUUGUUAUGUAAGUAAUAUUUUCAAUCAUAAAAGUGAGAUUUAAAUGUCUGUAAUAUAACUGAAAAUUGUCAGAUUUCUCAAAAGGACACUGUCAGGCAAAUUGGAAAAUAUACACAUUAAAAUAAUUUUUAUUAUAUCCUAUUUUAAUAUUAACAGCUAAUAUAAACAACAUUUUUCUUGUUAUAUAGCAACCUCAGUAUUGUGUCACUUUUUACAGUAUCAGAACAGCUUGGAGAUCUACACCAUCGUAAAAGGAACCAUGCUUUUACUUAGUACAACAUGGAUAAGUACCACAGAAGGGUUUUCAAGUUAAGUGCAAAGUGUGCAUUAGACAUUGGCUCCGUGAAUUGCCUUUUCUAUCCUGAUUCACAACACCUAUUCCCGUUCAGUAUUCUUUGUCUCGAAUGAAACGAAAUCUGCAUUCAUGAAGUCAUAGGAAAGAUUUGGUGCUCUCAAAAAUAUUUUAUUAAAAAGCCUUUUUGGAAUAUUUCAUGAAGGUUUUUUAAACAGUUUUUUCCACUGGGUUUUUUUUUUUAAUUAUUAUUAUUGACAUGUCUGAAACCCAACAGAAUUUUACAAAUCUGAUUUUUUUUUAUAUUAGGAAGGUUCAGCAAUUUUGAGUUCUGAAGAGUUACGAAACCUUUAUUCUAAAGGGUUCCCUGCAGAUACCGAAGUUCUGUAUUUCUUUUAUUCAGUCAACAGCCUCCACUGCCACCACCACAUGCAUACACAUGGUCCUGCAUAUCCACGCACAACACUGUGGAAGCUCAAAAAGUCAGAGACAACGUGACCACCGGAUGAUAUCUCAGGCUGAAGUUAGCGCAACUUUCUACUGAGUGCAGGGGACUUGAACGGAGGGGUAUGGAGUCUGGUUAGGGGACGUGUCCCAGAGGAGAGGCUUUUCUGCCAGGUUUGUUAGGUUGUCAGGGUAGGAAACAGAGAGAUCCAAGAAUAAACAUACAGGCUGCCGUCUGAAGUAGCCUGUUCCUGCUGGCAGUAUAAAUUCAGUUUUCAGGAACCGCCUAUCUCCCUGGCAUGAGCAAGAAGGGUCUGUGACUGUGUGAGUCAUCCCUCCUGACAGGUGGGCUGAACUGCCACGUGCCACCAAGUGAACCCUGACCUCGAAAGGAGGCCAUGAUUGGUUCAGGCAUAGAGCAUCAUGGGAGCUACGGUCAUUCAAGGCAGCAGGUCUGUUUCAACUGACAGCUCAUCGAGAAUAUAGAUUUGGUUCAGGGCACCUACAAACAAUCACAUAUUGAGCCUUAAAUAUAGCCAUUAUUUUUAUAUCAGUAGCACAAAAGAAAACCAAAAGUCCUUAACCAUUUACCAUUUUAUCAUAUUUUUGGACUGUUUUUUAAAUCAGGGUAGGGUAGGCAUUAAGUUUUAUUAACAAAUAUUUAAUCCUGCUAAGGAGUUUUCUUAUGUAUUGAAAGUGCAAUUUUUCAUAACAUUGAUUUUUUUUUAAUUUCCCAAUUUUAUUUCAAUUUUUCAAAUUGUAAUACAGCAUAAGACUAUGAUAUUUUGCUAUUGUUUUAAUAUGCAUGCAUUGGGGAAAAGAUGUCAUUCAUUGAGUGUCCAUACUGUGCAUUUUAAAUAUGCAUUAUUAAUUUAAUCCUGGUCCCAGCACCAAGAGGUAAUUGACCAGCCUCAUAUAUCACAGUUUUGGACCUGGGUGGUAAUUGAAUACAAGUCUGUCAGUCCCCAAACUAUGCUGUUUCCCUUAUACCUGCACAAUAACAUAAAAUUGGCAGAGCUUCUCUUUACUUUCAAAGAUGCCGCAUGUGCCAAGAAGAAAUCAAAUGAUGUUAAAUCAUAAUAAGAACAUAUUUUUCAAAAACUUUUGAAAUAUAUAUUUUCACCCUGACAGUGACCCUUGUAAUUUAUGAUUUUUGGAACUGCUAGUGUGUAAGUAUAAUUCAAAGUUGUCAACAUGUAAGACGUUUAGAAAUAAGUUUUUAUUUAUAUCAUUAAUAAGCAGUCUUUGGAAAUGUAUUUUCCUUAUGUGAUGUCUCCUUCUAACUGAGAAACUAACACAAAAGCCUUGUGUGUUAUCCUGAUGUAGUCGGAUAAAUGAUUCUGUGUAUUCGUUCUUACGUGGAUAGUAAUGUGAAUGUGAAAUGCACAAAUUGUCCUUGUAUAAUUUUCAGAUAAGUGUAAACAAACAUUUGUGUAAUAAAUAUUAAAGUGGACAUUUUAUUUCAA
Messenger RNA from Oryctolagus cuniculus (rabbit), 3893 nucleotides. It is a transcript of the gene MBLAC2, whose product is annotated as metallo-beta-lactamase domain containing 2. The record is from RefSeq and is a predicted model, not a curated record. Lineage: Eukaryota; Metazoa; Chordata; Mammalia; Lagomorpha; Leporidae.